This is a messenger RNA of Sphenostylis stenocarpa, 1143 nucleotides long. NCBI's taxonomy places the organism in Eukaryota, Viridiplantae, Streptophyta, Magnoliopsida, Fabales, Fabaceae. The record is from the annotation of a GenBank genome assembly.
AUGCAAUCAAGGAAUGCGGCCCUUGAAGAGGGAAAGGAAAGAAACAGCCAAUCGAAGCCCUUGAGACCAGUGCGGCUACUUGUGUUGUUUUUUGCUCUAUGUGUUGUGUUUUCUGUCAUUAGCAUAUACACGGUUAAGCAUUUUGGAAUUGAGAGUGUGGUGACCACAAUGAGUUCUAGUUUUCAGCCAUGUUAUUAUGAGGAACCCGGUGGUUUGGAUAAGUGGAUUAAGCCACCUUUGAGCUUGAUCCAUAAUAUGAGUGACAAAGAACUGCUGUGGAGGGCUUCUUUUGUUCCAAGGAUCAAGGUUUACCCAUAUCCUAGAGUUCCCAAGAUCGCAUUCAUGUUCCUGACCAAGGGACCAUUGCCUCUGGCACCCCUUUGGGAGAGAUUUCUCAAGGGACAUGAGGAGUUCUUUUCCAUAUAUAUCCAUUCACUGCCCUCAUAUCAACCUCAAUUUUCUCCUUCAUCUGUCUUUUACGGCAGGCAAAUCCCUAGCCAGAUUUCUGAGUGGGGAAGGAUGAGCAUGUGUGAUGCGGAAAGGAGACUCCUUGCUAAUGCAUUGCUUGACAUCUCCAAUGAGUGGUUCAUUCUUCUCUCUGAGUCGUGCAUUCCCCUCUACAAGUUUAGUUUUAUCUACCAUUACAUUAUGAAGUCCAAACACAGCUUCAUGGGUGCAUUUGAUGAUCCGGGUCCAUUCGGAAGAGGGCGCUACAACGAGCACAUGGCCCCUCUGGUGAACAUCAGCAGGUGGCGCAAGGGGUCACAAUGGUUCGAAGUAAACCGAAAGCUUGCCAUCACCAUAGUUGAAGACACGACAUUCCAUCCAUUAUUCGAACAAUAUUGCCGGCCGGCAUGCUACGUGGACGAGCACUACUUCCCGACCAUGCUCACCAUUUUAGCACCAAAUGUCCUGGCCAACAGGAGCAUAACUUGGGUGGACUGGUCUAGGGGUGGAGCUCACCCAGCUACAUUUGGAAGAAAUGACAUCAGUGAGGAGUUUUUCAAUAGAGUUCGUGGAGGUAACACGUGCUUAUACAACAAUAGAAACUCCUCAGUUUGUGUUCUUUUUGCCAGAAAAUUUGCUCCUAGUGCUUUGGAACCUUUGUUACAUAUGGUGGAUUCAAAGGUAUUGGACUAUUGA